This is a messenger RNA of Leucoraja erinaceus (little skate), 1986 nucleotides long. RefSeq names its product ring finger protein 8, E3 ubiquitin protein ligase (gene rnf8). Gene Ontology annotation, cellular component: nucleus; site of double-strand break; ubiquitin ligase complex. NCBI's taxonomy places the organism in Eukaryota, Metazoa, Chordata, Chondrichthyes, Rajiformes, Rajidae. Gene Ontology annotation, biological process: protein K48-linked ubiquitination; double-strand break repair; ubiquitin-dependent protein catabolic process. The coding region runs from base 23 to 1795 and encodes 590 amino acids. The transcript is spliced from 6 exons. The record is from RefSeq and is a predicted model, not a curated record. Gene Ontology annotation, molecular function: ubiquitin protein ligase activity; histone binding.
GCGUUGCCGAGGGAGCGGGAAGAUGGCGGUGGAGCUGGGCAGCGGCAGCGGCAGCGGACACGGACACGGACACGGACACGGACACGGACACACCGACUGGUGUCUGGAGAGACUGGGCGGAGACCCGCCGGGACAGCGGCUGCAACUGCUGCCGGGGAACGAGGUAACGCUGGGCCGGGGCUUGGGGGUGACCCACCAGCUCGUGGCCAAGGACAGUCCCCUGAUGAUCUCGCGCAACCAUUGCUGCUUCCGUCUGACCGCCGUCGGAACCUGCACCGUCACCGACAACCAGAGUGUGAACGGUGUGUGGGUGAACGGAUGCCGCCUGGUGGCGCACCAGCCGCGGGCACUGUGUGAGGGUGACGUGGUACAGCUGGGGGUGCCCGUGGAGCAGCACAAGCAGGCCGAGUUUGAGUACCGUGUGGUGCGGAGGGCACCGGGCGCUGGGAGCACCGCCACGUCACCGCCACCGCCGCCAAGGGGCCGCGCCAAGCGCAAGCUGGAGAGCCGGGACACUGAGCUGGGAGCCACGCAGGACAACGCGGGCAGCAGCAGCAAGGUGCAGCGGCUCAGCGAGGAUCAGCUACAGCCCCACACUGCACCGGGGCCACAGAGAGACACUGCACCGGGCCCUGAGUCAGAGAGAGACACACGGCAGGGUCUGGGGACACAGAGGGACACAGCACGGGGCCUUGAGUCAGACACAGACACACAGCGGGGCCCUGAGUCAGAGAGGGACACAGAGCGGGGCCUUGAGUCAGACAGAGACACUGCACCGGGCCCUGAGUCAGAGAGGGACACAGCGCCUGGCCCUGGAACAGUCCGAGACACAGCGCGGGCCCCCGAGUCAGAGAGAGACACAGCGCGGGGCCUUGAGUCAGACAGAGACACCGCACCUGGCCCUGAGUUAGAGAGGGACACCGCACCUGGCCCUGAGUUAGAGAGGGACACUGCACCGGGCCCUGAGUCAGAGAGGGACACAGAGCGGGGCCUUGAGUCAGAGAGAGACACAGAGCGGGGCCUUGAGUCAGACAGAGACACCGCACCGGGCCCUGAGAGGGACACCGCACCUGGCCCUGAGUUAGAGAGAGACACAGAGCGGGGCCCGGGAACAGAGAGAGACACAGCUCAGGGCCCGGGAACAGAGAGAGACACAGCUCAGGGCCCUGAGUCAGACAGAGACACAGAGCGGGAUCCAGGGCCAGAGACAGACCUGGGAUACAGAGACACAGCGCGAGGUCUGGGGACAGCGGGUGGCCAGGGACAGAGUAGCAUGGGACAGAGUGAGCAGAGAGAGUUCCCGGGGGCUGAGAGGGACCCAGGGCACAUAGACGCAGUGCGGGGCCCGGGGCCUGAGAGAGACCGGCAACACGGUGACCAGGAUAAGAACCAGGGAUUCGGAGACCGGAAGCUGGCACGUGGAGUCUGUGAUGAUAGUCGCCUGGCAGAUGAACAGCAACCACAGGCGGGGGGGUGUGGGGAGAGUGCGGAGACCCGGCUCAGUGAGCUGCUGGAGAACGAGCUGCAGUGUAUCAUCUGCUCCCAGCACUUCGUGCAGGCGGUGACCCUAGGCUGCUCACACAGUUUCUGUGGGUCGUGUAUCGGGGAGUGGUCUCGCCGUCGGCCCGAGUGCCCGAUGUGCCGCCGGCCCAUCCGCUGGCAGACCCGCUCGCAUGUGCUGGACGACUGCGUGGAGCGGCUGCUGGCCCGGACCGGACCCCCACACCCACCACCACCUCCGGCCCUGACCCCGGCCCCCGACGGGUGCAGCACCGAGAGACACACACAGCAGUGACGGUAGACGGUGGACGCAGAUUUUCCGGGACCCCAGGGGGUCGGCCCCCCCCCUGCGCCAGCCAGCCAGCUGAGGAGGAGGUGGGGCGGGGGCCUCAGCCCUACCCCUGGUGGGGGCAGGGGCAACAUGGACUGUGGGAGGUGGGGGAGAAUGACAGUGGGAGAAUGACAGUGAGAGUGGUCUGUCAAAUA